UCUGACAGGGUUGGGCCCGUGGUUGAUCUUUACCAGUAAUACAGGAAAGGUAAACACACACGGGGUGAGAAAGGAGGAGACAGAUGCUGGUCAGACAGGAGCGACCAGGAGAGAGACAGACAACAUAGCUCAGAGAUGCAUAAUAACCCCUCACAUGUAAAUUAUGGAUUUCAAUAUGGAGAAGAAAGACCUCCGGCAUUUGCGCCUGGAUAUCCAACGGCGUAUCCCCCUGCACCUCAGUACACGAACAGAGCACCUGAACCCAUCAACACGCACCACACCGCCACAGCCGGACUUCCUCACACCACAGUGAGACGCAAAGGCAGCAGAUGUAAAUGUCUGUGCAUAACAGCAGCAGUUGUUAUUAUUAUCCUCAUCCUCUUGGGAGUAGCGGCCGUGUUGUUAUGGUACUUCUUAUACGGAGUGUGUACGCUGGGACGGAGAUGUGGACAAAGCAACACAUGUGUGCGUUCGUCACAGUGGUGUGACGGAGUAACGGAUUGUCCAAAAGGAGAGGACGAGGCCCAAUGCUUAUAUGGAGUGUGUACGCUGGGACGGAAAUGUGGACAAAACAACAAAUGUGUGCUUUCGUCACAGUGGUGUGACGGAGUAACGGAUUGUCCAGAAGGAGAGGACGAGGCCCAGUGCUUUCGCUUCUACGGUGCUGAUUUCAUGCUGCAGAGUUUCUCAAAUGAAGACCAAAAAUGGAAGGUAGUGUGUUCAGACAGGUGGGACAGCAACAUCGGGAAGCGGGCAUGUCAGCAGAUCGGAUAUUCCAGUUCUAAUUAUGUGAACUCUGGGACAAUAAACCCGGGCUCUGUGGCAGCAGACGGCUACAUGACCCUCAAUGCUGAUUACUUGGCACUCAGCUCUGAUCCUGUACAUAACUCUCUCUCUAGCAGUGCGAGUUGCCCAACUAAUGAAGCAGUGACCCUAAGGUGUAGCGAUUGUGGAAAAUCUUCAGCACUUGCAACGCGUAUCGUUGGAGGAAACGUGGUCACGACUACGAGCCGCUGGCCGUGGCAGGUCAGUCUACAGGUCUCGGGGAACCACAUGUGUGGAGGGUCGAUCAUUACUCCAUCAUGGAUUGUCACAGCAGCUCACUGUGUUCAGAAAUAUUCAUCUCCUAGUCAGUGGAGGGUGUAUGCAGGGUUUCUGACCCUAACCCAGAUGUCCUACUCUUCUGGAAACUUAGUCAGCGAAGUCAUCUCACACUCUGGCUAUAACACUGACACCAGUACCAAUGAUAUCGCUCUGAUGAAACUCAGGACGCCGCUUCAAUUUUCUUCUAGCAUUGCACCAGUGUGUUUGCCCAACAGUGGUCUCGACUUCUCAACAUCAAGAACCUAUUAUGUUACCGGAUGGGGGGCGACUUCGAAUGGAGGUUUUGCCUCUAAUGAUUUACGUGAGGCUCAAGUCUCGCUGAUAAGCAACACGGUGUGUAACAGCCAGCAGGUUUAUAACGGUCAAAUCACCGACUCCAUGAUCUGCGCGGGCAAACUGGAGGGUGGAGUGGACUCAUGCCAGGGGGACAGCGGUGGUCCUCUGGUCACGUCCCAGAGUUAUCUGUGGUGGCUGGUGGGAGACACUAGCUGGGGUCAGGGCUGCGCCAUCCGAAACCGGCCGGGCGUUUACGGGAAUGUGACUUUGUUCCUUGACUGGAUUUACACACAAAUGAAAAAAUAUUAAUUUGACAUCCGGACAAAAAUGGAAGACCUCGUGGACCUUCAUUUUCGAGCCACUUUAUGGAGGGCAGUUUGAAGAUAUUCAUCCUAAUGUUAUAUCCUGUGGAUUAGCAGUAUUUCUCAAUCAUUUAUUUUGAUCUCUGUUUAUUUUUGUAAUAGAUUUUAAAUAUGUUUUGACUAAGAUGUUUAGCGCUUAAAAUUUUAAAACACUUUAACUAUUUAUUGUAAAAAAAAUAUAUAUAUAUUUUUUAAUGAAUAAUCUGAAGAUUAUGCGUUUUUUUUUUUUUAAAUGCACGCAGUAUCUGAUACAUGAAGUAAAACGUGCAAGUCUUGUGUCAUUAAGAAGACGCGGGGCGUGUUUUUGGGACUGUUCAAAUUUACUUAUGCUUUAUUUGCACAACUCUUGUUCUCCAAACACUACCCUGACCAUAGUGAGGUCAGAAACAGAGCGUGAGUGGCAGAGAAAAUGGUCAUAUCUCUCUAAUCUCUCCAUAAAGACAAAAAAAUGUAUCAUAGAUUAUAGAUCAUAGCUCAUAUUCAAUCCAAGUACAAUCAUAUAUUUCCCUCUGCAUUCCCUCUGUUCUGUACGUAUCACUCAUUACUGCUUUCUGUAAAUUAAUUAAAAUGAUU
Clarias gariepinus (North African catfish) is the source of this 2315-nucleotide messenger RNA. RefSeq names its product transmembrane serine protease 2 (gene tmprss2). Gene Ontology annotation, biological process: proteolysis. The transcript is spliced from 14 exons. Bases 136 to 1689 code for a protein of 517 amino acids. The record is from RefSeq and is a predicted model, not a curated record. NCBI's taxonomy places the organism in Eukaryota, Metazoa, Chordata, Actinopteri, Siluriformes, Clariidae. Gene Ontology annotation, cellular component: membrane. Gene Ontology annotation, molecular function: serine-type endopeptidase activity; protein binding.